CAGCAGCCAAUUGUAUAAACCUUGGUUAAAAAUUACCAUAGUAAAUAAGUAACCAAGGUUAAAAUCGUAGUUAAGAUACCAUGGUUAAUUUUUACUUGUAUAAAGCUUUUAACCACAUGGUAAGCUAACCAUGGUAAAUACUUAUUUUUAACCCAAGUUAUUUUUCCCAUAAUUCCGAUUUUGUAUUUCCGUAAACAUUACCAAACGAUAUCUAGGCAAAACAAUAAUAAUGGCGGAUAUCGAUUGCGAUAGAAAAAAAUCAAAAAUGAUGAGUCCGAUGGAGAUCGAGGUCAUUCGAGAGUUUAUGUUUGACAAUAUCAAUCAAAUGCAAGAAUCCCACAGCAACGGUGGCCCCGGAGCCGCGAGGAAAGUGCGUUUGCUGUGGGAGCAAUUGACUGAAAAGGUCAACGCAGUUGGAAACGGUCCGCGGACAGUAAACCAAGUGAAGAUGAAAUGGAACAACAUGAAAAAGAAUACAAAGAAAGAAGUAACUGAGAAGAAGCUAGGGUUGGCUGGUACUGGCGGCGGCAGAAAGUUGCCAGAAAUGACGAAGACGUCGGCGGCAGUGUCGGAGCUAUUCGCGGGCUCCGCCAGUUUUCACGGUGUUAGCGAUGACGCUGACACUGCUAUAUUUGGAGAUUUAUCAUCCCAGGCUGCCUACGAUGCGCUUGUGGACUUGGUCCCACUUAUUGAAGCGGCAAAAGUUGGAUCCUCCUUGUUCCUGGACUGUCAGGGCAGCAAUGGCCACGCAACGGAGACGCCGCAGGUCACAGACGAACCAGCGAUCGUCCCCGUUGAUGCAACAGUUCCAGUGUCUGAUGUGAAGUUCGUUGCCACUAAAGUUAGUGAACCGACAAAGAAACCACAAAAGAACGUUGCCACCGGCAAAAAAACUGCCAAAAGCAACAUUACGGUACCUGCCAAGUGCAACAUUACGGUACCUAACCCAAGAUCCUUAAAAGAAAUGCAGCUGGCAUACUUCCAGCACCAGAACAGCCUGUCAGUGGCACAAGAGGCCUAUUACUUGAAAAUGGCAUCGCUGGCGGAUAAAUUGAAUGUGCUAGCUGACAUUGCAAUAGACAAAAUACACAAAAAUGAAUGAAAUUUAUAUAUGUCUACGCUUUCAGGCAAUGUUUUACUAGUUUAUGUUUACAUGUAUUCUCAUUUACUUUUUUGAAUUUCAUAUUGUUUUUGUAUGAUUGCAAUUAUGUAUAGUGUCUCGUACAAUUUUAUUCAUUCAGCCAUUAAUUCAUGUAAUUAAUGGCGAUGUUUUAGAAAAUAUCAAUAAAAUUACAUAAAGUAA
Dreissena polymorpha is the source of this 1303-nucleotide messenger RNA. RefSeq lists its product as uncharacterized. The coding region runs from base 230 to 1102 and encodes 290 amino acids. Gene Ontology annotation, cellular component: nucleus. The transcript has 6 exons. The record is from RefSeq and is a predicted model, not a curated record. NCBI's taxonomy places the organism in Eukaryota, Metazoa, Mollusca, Bivalvia, Myida, Dreissenidae.